GCCCCGGGCUGCUAAAAUCUAAAAUCCGGGCUUUGCUGUUCCCUUCCAGCCCAGCAGGCGGCGGAAACGGACCUCAGGUGACCCCCAGCGGAAGUAGAAGAAAAAAGGCUCAAGCAGCAACACGGACUUGCGAUCCGCCAUUAUAGCAAAGUUAGAAGUUAGAAAACGGUUGUUUUAUCGGUUCUCAGCUAAUAUUUCAGCAACCAUGUCUUCAGCUCAGCAUCUCAGAGAUUUUAUCAGAGAGAGACUAACUGCUGCUGCUGAAGAAAUCUUCACUGAGGUCGAAAAAACCAUCAUUUGCUACGAGGAGCAGCUCGAUGCUCAGCGCAGGAUGAUGGGGAUCAACUGGAAACCGCAGAUAAAACUCAACAGAAUCGGUUCGGAGCCGCAGAGACAAAGUUCUGCAGACGUCCUACAGCAACAUGUCUGGAAGGAUGAGAAAGAUCCGAUGCAGAAGGUCCAAAAGCGUCUUGAGGGGACGUCCAGUCUGGACCGGGAGGAACCAGAAGCUUCACAGAUUAAAAAUGAACCGGAGGAACUCUGCAGCAGACAGGAGCCUGUCAACCUUCUGGAGAAACCCAGUGGUCAGGACAGGGAUUUCCAUGAAGUAGAACCAAACACUAAAAAACUCUGUCAUAACUACUCAUCAUUAACAUGUGAUGUUUGUGGAAAAACCUUUAAAUCAAAGUAUAAUUCUCAGGUGCAUCACAGAAUGCACUUGGGUUUAAAGCCAUUUGUUUGUACAGUAUGUGGAAAAGGUUUCUCUCAAAAAACUCAUUUAAAGGGCCACAUAAGCAUCCACACAGGCGAGUGGCCUUUUUAUUGCAAAAUAUGUGGCAGAGGUUGUGUUGACCGUCGGCGCCUGAAUAAUCACAUGCGUACCCACUCAAGGGAGAAAUCAUUUACUUGUGAAAUAUGUGGGAUAGGCUUCACCCUGCUGAGCUCAUUGAACUCCCACCUGAGGAAACACAACAGAGAGAGACUAUUUUCCUGUCCAACAUGUGGUAAAAUAUUCACCCGCAAAGUUUCCCUCAAAGCUCAUGUGUGGGUACACACAGGUGAGAAACCUUUCUCAUGUACAGUAUGUGGAAUUAAAUUCAGGACAGCCAAUGGAAUGUACAGCCAUAAAAAAUCACAUAAAGACGAGGAAACAAAUCUGGUUUAAUGUUUUGUUUUUUAAAUGGGGUUUUGUAGGCAGCCAUAAUCCACACUAAUGGAUUAAAUAGACAUCUGGUAAUUUAGUUAUUGUCACCAUGGUGAACAUUUUCUUGAUGGUGAAAAUGUUCACCACUGAAAUUGCAGUGGAUUUUUUCUGAAGGAUAAAUAAUAUUUGGACAAUCAGCUUUCUCAUUUAUAACAGUAAAACAGAACUCCAACAGAAUUUAAAAAAUUAUGAUUUAAAACAGAAAAAUACUUUAAAACAGAAAUAACAUCAAUAAUUUGAUCAGUUAACAUAAUUAUCAGGAAAUUAGUAGUUUAGUCAAAUGUUCUGGAGAACCCAGGCUGGUUAGUGGCUGAUGGGAAUAGCAGGUUCUACCAGAACUUAUGUUCACUGUUUGAUAUUUGGACUUUUUAAAGUAAUUUAUAAUCUUAUGUUUGCUGUAUAGAUGCUCUGUAUUGUUUUCUGUAAAGCUGUUCAUGUUUUAGUGAGUCGGGGACGUUAGCACUGAUGCUAACAUCUGAUGUAAAUCAUAUUUUCCUUUGUGGUUAAUUUUGUGUUAUUCAUGGUUUUUGUUGAAUAAACCAGAAAUGUAAUUAGAAUCUUACUGCAUUUGAUAUAUUCAGCCGUACCUCCAACCUGUGAAGGAUUUUCAUGUGAAAUGAUGUUUUCAUUCUGAACUAAAGAUCAUCAUGUUAAUGAGGAGCCAGAGUUUAACCUCAGCCUCUUCAUGUUCCUGGUGUCCAGGAACAUUAAAGAAAGUCUCAACAGGUAAAGCUCAUUUUGAUGAUCCAUCCAGAGAAACUCUACUGAACCUUUAGAAAACUUGCAAUGUAUUUUACUUUGAUGAAACCAUCUUAGGGACAGCUGGUCGUAGAGAACAGUCCCAUCUUUGGAUAAUAAACAGACCUGGCAGGUUUGCUGCGUGGCCCCAUGUCUGCCGUUGGGAUGUAACAAAACACGUAAAUUAACAACCCGCCACCUCUGGUUCUGAUUUAUUUAAAACUCAGACAUGAUCUGCUGUGAAGGAUUACAGUUCCCACAUGUUCCCUCUUAAUGUUUGUGCUAGUGAACCAGAGCAACAGGUUAGUUUUGAACUCUGAUUCUUUACUGACUGAACUUCCAGUUCAGUCUGAUCAACUAAAACUCCAGGUCUGAAAUAUUUGAGUCAUAUUUAUUUGAUGGGAUUUGGUUGUGGUGCUCGUACCAAUUGCAGUGUUGAUUUUGAAACACAUUUUCCUGAUUUGUAAUUAUUUAUUACAGGGACGGUUCAUAUUAACAUUUCAGUCAUUAUAUCAGAAUUAACCAGAAGCAUGUAUUUUUUUCUCCACUGAAUAAAUGUCCUGAAAUCAAAGGUUUGAUUAUUAAAAUUUUCUAUGUAAAAUUGCGCUGUUGGGAUAAAUUAGAAACUAUUUUAAAGCUUUUGAACAUCUUUACCAAGGCUGCCAGUUAUUGUGGAGGACACUUUACCUUGCAAACUGAACCUCCUUUGAAAUGAAACGGUGCCAACUCAUUUUAGAUUAGUUGUGUAAUUCCUACAGUCCAGGAACAACCAGGUUGAUGCAUAAGAGAGUCAUCAAUUAAUUUAUAUUAAUAUCUUCCUUUGUCUCUGCAGACCUCCGAACUGUCUGCAUUCAGGACGAAGCUCCUACCACCUGGUUCUAGUUUACUCUUUAUCCCCAGAACCAAACCUGGAGGAGCAGCUUCAGUUUUUAUGUUCUUUUAUUCUGGAACAAACUUGGAAAGUUUAUUCCAGAAAACUGGAAAGCUGCUGAAACCCUAAGGUUCUUGAAACCAGUGGUGUCCAAAGUGGGCCCCUGAGGGCCGGGCCCCUGAGGGCCGGGCCCCUGAGGGCCGGGCCCCUGAGGGCCGGGCCCCUGAGGGCCGGCAUCCUGCAUGUUUAAUUCUCUCCCUGGUACCAACAACCUUUUCAGGAGGUCAAUGUUCUUCUUAGGCCUCUAACGAGCCAUGAUGUGAUCCAGGUGUGUUAAACCAGGGAGAGACUAAAACGUCCAGGAUGCCGGCCCUCAGGGGCCACUGUGGGCCCCCUGCUAUAAACUAAGGAUAGUCAGCUAAAACAUUGAGUUCCUUUAAAUCUAGACUAAAAACUCAGCUGUUCGAAGUUGCUUUUGAAACCUAAUCAUGAAACAUUAAUCAAUAAUCUGAUGUGCAGAAUGUAAUGUUGACUGUUUGUUUUAUGACUUUGUAAUUUUGUUUUUAUGAUGUAAAACUCUUUGAAGCUCCUUGUUGCUGAAAGGUACAAAUAAAGUUUGAUUAAUAGUUCCCAA
Molecule: messenger RNA, 3447 nt
Organism: Xiphophorus hellerii (green swordtail)
Lineage: Eukaryota; Metazoa; Chordata; Actinopteri; Cyprinodontiformes; Poeciliidae
Product: gastrula zinc finger protein XlCGF7.1-like
Exons: 2
Coding region: 206-1165 (319 amino acids)
Biological process (GO): regulation of transcription by RNA polymerase II
Cellular component (GO): nucleus; transcription regulator complex; chromatin
Molecular function (GO): DNA-binding transcription factor activity, RNA polymerase II-specific; RNA polymerase II cis-regulatory region sequence-specific DNA binding
Source: RefSeq, a predicted model, not a curated record